This is a messenger RNA of Tetrahymena thermophila SB210, 765 nucleotides long. RefSeq lists its product as hypothetical. The transcript is spliced from 8 exons. NCBI's taxonomy places the organism in Eukaryota, Ciliophora, Oligohymenophorea, Hymenostomatida, Tetrahymenidae. Gene Ontology annotation, cellular component: nucleus; perinuclear region of cytoplasm; cytosol. Gene Ontology annotation, molecular function: small GTPase binding; GTPase activator activity. Gene Ontology annotation, biological process: nucleocytoplasmic transport; activation of GTPase activity. The record is from RefSeq and is a predicted model, not a curated record.
AUGAGAAUUAACAGCAUUCAUUCAUCAUAAUCUUUAAAAAGCUGCAAUUAAAUUGGUGAUGAAGAUGUAUCAGGAUUAAGUUAUGCUUUAGCAAAUUGUACUAAUCUCUCAAAUUUGAUACUUGACUUUCGUCGUAAUUAAAUUGGUGCAGUUGGUGCAUCAAGCUUAGGUCUUGCUUUAGAAAAUUGCACUAAUCUCUCAAAUUUAAUACUUGACAUUAGUGAAAAUUAAAUUGGUGCAGUUGGUGCAUCAAGCUUAGGUUCUGCUCUAACAAAUUGUACUAAUCUCUUAAAUUUAACACUUAACCUUGGGGAAAAUUAAAUUGGUGCAAUUGGUGCAUAAGGCUUAGGUUCUGCUUUAGCAAAUUGCACUAACCUCUCAAAUUUGACACUUGACCUUGGAGUCAAUUAAAUUGGUGCAGUUGGUGCAUCAAGCUUAGGUUUUGGAUUAGCCAAUUGUACUAAUCUCUCAAAUUUAACACUUGACCUAUGUAUUAAUAAAAUUGGUGAAAUGGGUGCAACAGGCUUAGGUUCUGCUUUAGCAAAGUGCAUCAAUCUCUCAAAUUUGACCCUUAAACUUGGUAUCAAUUUAAUUGGUGCAAUUGGUGCAUUAGGCUUAGGUACUGCUUUAAAUAAUUGCACUAAUCUCUUAAAUUUGAAACUUGAUCUUUGUUAUAACUAAAUAUUUGAAUCGUAUCAAUUGAAAGUAAAAAGUAAGUGUCUUAAAUCUAAAAGAUUAGUUGUAUUUGAAAUAAAUUUCUCAUGA